GCGUGGGUGGGGGGGGUGUGGACAGCUUGUGGUUCCAUGCCGUUGAAUCGAUUGUAGAAGGUCGCAGUCUAGUGAAAUUACGGCUUGUGGAUUGGUGCGGGGGGUUUUUCUAUGGUAAUUUCUGGUCUCUGAGUGAUGGUGUCGGCGAAUGAUCCGAUCGAGUCGUUGUUCAACACGAUUCAAGCGUUCCGGGGCGCUCUGUCGCCCCUGGAGUCUGGCAUCAGGAGAGCCGCGAGGGACAUUGAGUCCUGCUGGCCCGGUUCCAAUUCGAAGCGGAGGGGGAGCAACGGGGUGGAGCUGAUUGCUCAGUUCGAUGGGUGCGAUAGGAGCGGUAAGUUCCAGAUCGGUGUGCUGAAGAGGAAGGGCGCUCAGAGCGUGGUCAGCGACGAGAAGAAGAAGGGCUUCUCCAUUAAAGUCCCCAUCAAGAACAUCGUCGGAGCGUUUGCCCAGAAUCUGGGGGGUCGAGAUGGGUUAGAUGGCAGGAAGGGGGGCAAGGAAAGGGAUGUGGAUAAAGGGAGGGAUGGUGACGAGUCGUGCGCGAAUUGCUUGCAGUUCGCGGUGCAUUUCUCGUUUCUGGCGAAUAGCUUCGUCCAGGCAUUUCCUAGUCCCUUCAAAGGGAGCAAGAAACGGUUGCAGAAACAUUUGGAUGAAGAGAAGGGGGGUUGUGAUGUAAAGUGUAAGGCUUCACUGUCUGAGCUGAGAGGGAGGGAGUCGAAGCGGCGGCACGUUAGAGCGGCCGAGAAAGAUAAAGAUGUUGGGGUUAAUAAGGAAGACAAGCACAUGCCACUCGAAUCGAUCGAGUGCUUCUUGGGAUUUAUUUUGGAUCAGUUGGCACAGAACCUUCAUAAAUUCGAUCAAGUGGUGCAGCAGGAGUUCGAGGGCGAUGGUUCGAAAGCGUCCCCUGCAGUAGAUCCUCCAGAACAAUUUAGUCACCUGAGGGCUGUCGCUAGCAUCUGGGAAGGUCGAAAAGCGGACGUAAAUGGUUUUCUUGGAAACUUGAGGUUCGCGAGAGUGGGAGGUGUUCCACCAAGUCUUGUCGGGGUUGCUUCUUCGGUUAAAGAAGAGACCGACGAUGGAGUUGCGAAUGGGAGUAGAGAUGAAUCGAACAGUGGCACUUCAGCGCAGAAGUUGGCUGGCGGCUUACUGAGCAUUCCAUUAUCAAAUGUGGAGCGUUUGAAAUCUACUUUGUCUACCGUGUCUCUGACAGAGCUUAUUGAACUUGUGCCCCACAUUGGUCGACCUUCUAAAGAGUAUCCGGACAAGAAGAAGCUAUUCUCUGUACAGGACUUCUUUAGAUACACAGAAUCUGAAGGGAGAAGGUUCUUCGAGGAGCUGGAUAGAGAUGGUGAUGGCCAAGUGACAUUGGAGGACCUAGAGAUUGCUGUGAGAAAGCGGAAAUUGCCCCAGAGAUAUGCUCGUGAAUUCAUGCGUCGUACAAGGAGUCACUUGUUCUCGAAGUCAUUUGGUUGGAAGCAGUUUUUAUCAUUAAUGGAACAGAGGGAACCGACAAUCCUUCGAGCUUACACUUCUCUCUGUUUGAGCAAGUCUGGGACACUCCAGAAGAGUGAAAUUUUGGAAUCACUAAAACAUGCAGGACUUCCAGCAAACGAAGACAAUGCUGAUGCUAUGAUGCGAUUUCUUGAUGCAGACAAACGAGGAUCCAUUGCAUAUGGACAUUUCAAAAACUUUAUGCUUUUGCUUCCAUCCGAUCGACUCCAAGAUGAUCCUCGAAAUGUCUGGUUUGAAGCUGCUACUGUUGUUCCUGUUGCACCCCCUGUGGAAAUACCUGCUGGAAGUGUUCUUAAAUCUGCAUUGGCUGGUGGACUAUCCUGUGCACUGUCCACCUCUUUGAUGCACCCAGUCGAUACAAUAAAGACGCGAGUGCAAGCUUCGACACUCUCUUUUCCAGAUAUCAUUGCAAAGCUCCCACAAAUUGGAGUGCGCGGAGUAUACAGGGGUUCUAUACCUGCCAUUCUCGGACAGUUUUCAAGCCAUGGCCUUAGAACAGGAAUAUUCGAAGCCAGCAAGCUCCUAUUGAUAAAUGUGGCGCCAAAUCUCCCAGAUAUCCAAGUCCAAUCUCUAGCAUCAUUUUGUAGCACUUUUCUUGGGACAGCAGUGCGGAUUCCUUGUGAGGUCCUAAAGCAGAGGUUGCAGGCCGGAAUUUUCGAUAAUGUCGGGGAGGCUAUUGUUGGUACCUGGCAGCAUGAUGGUCCUAAAGGCUUUUUCCGGGGUACUGGUGCUACCCUUUGUCGAGAGGUUCCAUUCUAUGUUGCUGGCAUGGGACUUUAUGCUGAGUCAAAAAAGCUUGUCCAGCAUCUUCUGGGUCGGGAGUUGGAGCCGUGGGAAACAAUUGUUGUUGGAGCUCUAUCAGGCGGGCUAGCUGCUGUUACUACCACACCCUUUGAUGUCAUAAAAACAAGAAUGAUGACUGCUCCACAGGGUCGACCGGUAUCAAUGACUAUGGUAGCUUUCUCAAUACUACGUCGUGAGGGCCCUCUAGGCUUAUUUAAAGGGGCAGUGCCCAGAUUCUUUUGGAUAGCUCCGCUGGGAGCCAUGAACUUUGCAGGCUAUGAGCUUGCAAGGAAGGCCAUGGACAAAAAUGAGGAGGUAGCUGCUACCAACGCUUUGUCUCAGAAGAAGCUAACCAAUUCUGGGUGAGGUUUUUGACCGAAGAUUUUACCACAUAUCCCAAUCAUAUAGCAUGCUAAUGCCGCCGGGAAAUUUUGAAUUUUCUUCUCCACACUUUUUAACAGUUUUCAUCUGUCGACAUCUCUGGAUACAAUUUUGUCAGUAACUGUGAUGUAGUUUUCUGCCCUUGGUGACAGUGCAACUGUUCUGCUUUAAGUUUUGUAAUGUACUCAAAAUUCUCUCUUUUGUACAUUUGUGCAGUUAUUUCGAUCAAGUUCAAUUUA
Syzygium oleosum is the source of this 2912-nucleotide messenger RNA. Its product is annotated as calcium-dependent mitochondrial ATP-magnesium/phosphate carrier protein 3. Gene Ontology annotation, molecular function: S-adenosyl-L-methionine transmembrane transporter activity; calcium ion binding. The record is from RefSeq and is a predicted model, not a curated record. The transcript has 7 exons. NCBI's taxonomy places the organism in Eukaryota, Viridiplantae, Streptophyta, Magnoliopsida, Myrtales, Myrtaceae. Gene Ontology annotation, biological process: transmembrane transport. Gene Ontology annotation, cellular component: mitochondrial inner membrane. Bases 136 to 2658 code for a protein of 840 amino acids.